CACCACACCAUAGCCUCCGACCGGCCGAACUCAGUGCCCAGAGACAUAAAAACCAUGUGUAGUAUUAUAGUGGCCCUAUGUCUUUCCUUUCUUCUCACACCAUCCUCAGUUGCAUUGGCUGCAUCACCUCCGACGCUGCCAUCCAGACUUUCCAGCCAUGCCGAUGAAUGUACUGCCCUCCUCCAGUUCAAAAAUUCACUCAAAAUCAAUAAAGAAAUUGUGACUAGAGCGCUGUGUGCAGAAAGUGGCUUCAAUUACACUUCGUCUCUGAAGACAGCCUCUUGGAAGCAAGGGACUGAUUGCUGUACAUGGGAGGGGAUCACAUGCGAUAAUAUUACUGGUAACAUAAUCCAAGUGGACCUUACUUGCAGUUAUCUUGAAGGCACCCUCCAUUCCAACAGCUCCCUCUUUUCGCUCCAUCAUGUUCAGGAACUCUAUCUCAGAGGUAAUCAUCUCACUAGAACUAUCCCAUCUUCGAUAUGCCGAAAGCGUUCUCUCAGAGUCCUGAACUUGUUGGAUAAUUACCUGAGUGGCACCAUACUCCCAUGCUUGGGUAAUCUGAGCAAUCUCGUCUCUUUGGAUUUGGGUUGGAAUCAACUGGAGGGUUCACUGCCGAGGAAUCUAGCGAACUGUACAAAUUUAAAUGAUCUUUCUGUCUAUGGUAAUGAUAUAAAUGACACUUUCCCUUUCUGGCUAAAAUCACUACCACUUUUUCAGUUGCAAUUGGCUACAAACAACUUCCACGGGCUCAUUACAUCGGGUCAUGCUGCAUUUCCCUUCCCUUAUCUUGAUACCCUCUCGAUCGGUCUGAACUACUUUCACGGCCAGUUGCCACCAGAAUACUUUCGACUUUCGAACUUAAUUCUUAUUGACCUAUCAGGAAACAUGUUUGAUGGUUUUCUCCCCAUUCCACCGGUCACUGCUGAAGUAUAUGCUGCUGGUGACAACAAAUUUACGGGAGAAAUCCCUCCCUCCUUCUGUAAUAUUACUACUCUAUCUCUCAUUGACCAGUCAAUUAAUAGCUUGACUGGCAAGAUUCCUCAGUGUCUUAUCAACGUCAAUACCAACCUAGCAAUAUUAGCCCUAGCAGGGAAUAGACUACAAGGCCCCUUACCAGAAAUAUUAGCUCCAAAAAAUUGCAGCCUGAAUACUGUUGAUUUGAGCCGGAAUCAUUUACAAGGCAAGCUGCCACGAUCAUGGGCGAGUUGCAAACCGUUGGAAGUUUUAGAUCUCUGUGACAACGAAUUGGAGGACUCAUUUCCGAGCUGGCUUGAAACACUCCCAAACUUGUACAUUCUCACCUUAAGGGCCAAUAAGUUCCACGGUCCAAUAACUAGUCCCAAAUUCAUUCAUCCGUUUCCAGUGCUGCACAUUCUUGACAUCUCCAACAACAAUUUCAUUGGAACUUUUCCGAGCCAAUACAUUGCCAAUUUCAACUACAUGAUGGGUGGAGACAAAGGACAAGGGCUUCUAAAGUAUGCUACCGAGGCGUGGUUCGAAUCCCAGUCUACAACUGUGAUAUACAAAGGGGUGGAGAUGCGGUUGUCAUAUAUACGUGAAGCAUUAGUUCUCAUUGACCUAUCACAUAACCAUUUUCACGGGGAGAUACCCAAAGUAAUUGGGAAUUUACAAUCACUUACUGGGCUCAACUUAUCGCAUAACAACUUUCGAGGUUUGAUCCCAACUUCUCUUGGAAAUUUGAAGCAUCUCGAGUGGCUUGACCUCUCCUCGAACAAUUUCACGGGACAGAUCCCUGCAACCUUGACAAACCUGACAUUUCUGGCCAUCUUCAAUGUCUCCACCAACCAGCUCACAGGACAGAUUCCUCAAGGGAAACAAUUCGGCACUUUCAGUAGUGAUUCUUUUGAAGGGAAUCCCAAUCUGUGCGGACCUCCCCUGCCAAAACCUUGUACUGAAAGUCAUCAACAAGAGGUGCCAUCGGCCUCCCAGGAUGAAGAUGAUGCAGAGCGCUGGAUUGAAUGGAGAGCAGUGCUGAUGGGAUACGGUUGUGGAACUGUAAUCGGUCUUUCUAUUGGAUAUAUUUUUAUUCAAAUUAGAAGGCCACCUGCGUGGCUCAUCAAAAUGGUCGUGAAAAAGCAAACCAGAACAGAAAACAAGCCACGGAAGAGAUCUCUGGGGACUCAUGGAAGGAACCAUCGAGCCCUGUGAAUUUGACGAGGCAACGGAUGGUUGAUGUGAGUGGACUCUGCAUCAAGUGCGAGGAACAGAACAACACAGCGGUCCGACUUUUUAUGUUCAAGCCAGAAGGUCAUGCAUGCUAGUUAUUUACACAGUAAUUAUUUGGAUAUAUGAUAUAUGUGUGCACUGUGUUUCAGUAGUUUGAGUAAAUUCUGUCCAGUGUUUACCGGGUGUGUAAUUUGUUUUUGUAGUUGUAAGUACUUGUGCAAUAUCAGUGUUAAUGUAAUUUCAAUCACUCGUCAAGUGGACUGCUAUUAUGACAGAUGAAAUAACUUUCCAACA
Molecule: messenger RNA, 2481 nt
Organism: Punica granatum (pomegranate)
Lineage: Eukaryota; Viridiplantae; Streptophyta; Magnoliopsida; Myrtales; Lythraceae
Source: RefSeq, a predicted model, not a curated record